Messenger RNA from Helobdella robusta, 977 nucleotides. RefSeq lists its product as hypothetical. Lineage: Eukaryota; Metazoa; Annelida; Clitellata; Rhynchobdellida; Glossiphoniidae. The record is from RefSeq and is a predicted model, not a curated record. The transcript is spliced from 12 exons. Bases 33 to 977 code for a protein of 314 amino acids. Gene Ontology annotation, molecular function: phosphatase activity. Gene Ontology annotation, biological process: dephosphorylation.
UAUCGUUCAAUCUUUUUUAAUAUUUAAUAAAGAUGAGCGAAAGUGUUUCAGGAGACGAUACGGAAUCCAUAGAGUAUGGUCAGGAUGACGACAUUAGGUCAGAAUGCAGCUCAACUAAAGAUGAAGAAGACUUGAGAAGAUCCAAACUCCAUGAUCUGAGAGAAUUUAAAACAAAAACUAAGACAAAACUGGUCUCCAAAAAUGUAGUAACAGAAGAAUAUUCAAGAGAAGAAAAUCGAAAAGAAAGAUUUCAUUUAUUGACAUUGGAUGCUUAUUCACGACACAAGAAGUUUAUUAAUGAUUACAUUCUAUACUAUGGGGGUAGUAUGUCUGAUUUUAAGAGAGACUCUUCCAAAGAUAAAACAGACUUUGAUGUAAUUAAAGAACAUCAUAAGUUUCUAUGGGACGAGGAUGAAUGUGAAACGCAAAAAAGCUGGGAGAAGAGGCUGGCUAAAAAGUAUUACGACAAGCUGUACAAGGAGUACUGCAUUGCUGACCUAACGUACUACAAACAUAACAAAGUUAUAGCCAUGAGGUGGAGAACAGAAAAAGAGGUCGUUGCUGGGAAAGGUCAAUUUGAGUGUGGGGAAAAACACUGUGAUGAGGGCGAUGGCUUGAAGAGUUGGGAGGUCAACUUUGGAUACGUGGAGCAUGGGGAGAAGAAGAAUGCCCUAGUCAAAUUAAGAUUAUGCCCAGACUGCUCGUCGAAACUCAACUACCAUCACAAACGAAAAGAGAUUAAAAAGAAAAAAAACAGGAAGCGGAAGUCACGUGACGGUAUCGAUGAGGAAGAUGGCGACGAUGGCGUGACUAAGAAAUCAAAAAGGUACGACUCCGAUGGUGACGACGACGAUGAUGAAGAUGGUAGUGAAAAUAAUAAUGAAAAAAAACCCAAAGCCAACGGUAAGUUUUUACAUUUACAUCUAUUUUUGUUUUAUUUUUUGGUUAAUUUCCUAAUUCUGUUCAAUCUUGUUUAA